AAGCCUCUCGUCAUUAAGGUUUCGUUCACAUUUCCCUCUCUCCGGUCUCCGUCCCUAAAAACCCCCCACAGAAAGGAAAAAAAAAAAAAAAAAACCAAUGGGUUCCCGGUACGAGGUUGAGGUCGCGAUUACCUCCGCUAAGGAUUUGAAGAACGUCAACUGGCGUCACGGUCCCCUCAAGCCUUACGCCGUCGUCUGGGUCGACCCUAAGGCCAAAUGCUCCACCCGGGUCGACGACGAGGGCGACACCUCUCCCUACUGGGAGGAAACCCUAGUCAUCCCUUUUGAUUCCCCCAUCGAGGACUCCACCCUCCAUAUCGACGUCGUCCACGCCAAGGCCGCCGAGGACACCAAGCCCCUCAUCGGUUCCGCUCGUCUCCGUCUCAUCGACGUCGUCGAUGAGGCCGGCUUGGGCCGCCGGGUCGAGCGCAAGCUCGAGCUUAAGCGACCCUCCGGCCGUCCACAUGGCAAGUUGCAAGUCCAAGUCAGCGUGCGGGAGCCGCCGCGCUACCGUGCCCCCGACCCCUACUAUGCACCUCCGUAUGGGGUCCCACAACCGGGUUCCAGAGAUUAUGCGGCUCCCCACCCAUAUGGUAAUUCCCCCUAUGGGGCCCCACCAGCAAGCGCUUAUGCGGCGCCACCUGCAGGAUACCCCUACAGUGCACCACCGGCUGCUCCCCCUCCCUCCUACGGUCAGCCAAGUUACGGGCAGCCGGCUUACGGGCAGCCCAGUUACGGGCAGCCAGUUUAUGGGGAGGAGAAGAAGAAGAGUAAGUUUGGUGGGAUGGGGACGGGAUUGGCUGUGGGCGCGGUUGCAGGGGCUCUAGGUGGACUGGCAUUGGCCGAGGGUAUUGAUUAUGCUAAGGAUAAGAUCGCCGACGAUGCUGCUGAGAAGGUGGAGGAGGAUCUCGGCUACGAUGAUGAUGAUGGUGGUGACUGGUGAUGGCCGGAAUUUGAUCGAAUUGUUUCUGAAUCAAUAUACAUAUAUUUCAGAAAAAGGGGGUGGUGGCCCGGGGGCGGGGGGUGAUUUUUAGGCUGGCUUUGGGCCUUGAACUUACAUUUGACUUUGGUCUGGCAUUUUCAUGGCCUGACAUCCUUGUUAAUUGUCGUGAGCUUGCAAAAAUAAAGAGACAUAUUAUAUCGUUCUGUUUCA
Molecule: messenger RNA, 1153 nt
Organism: Coffea eugenioides
Lineage: Eukaryota; Viridiplantae; Streptophyta; Magnoliopsida; Gentianales; Rubiaceae
Product: translation initiation factor IF-2
Exons: 1
Coding region: 98-943 (281 amino acids)
Biological process (GO): defense response
Source: RefSeq, a predicted model, not a curated record